Messenger RNA from Geodia barretti, 675 nucleotides. The record is from the annotation of a GenBank genome assembly. NCBI's taxonomy places the organism in Eukaryota, Metazoa, Porifera, Demospongiae, Tetractinellida, Geodiidae.
AUGAAAAAGAGCACAAUUAAAAUUCUAAUUGCUGUUGGGGUCGUUGCGGCGGUUUAUCUCGUGUUGAGGUACUAUGGCGUAACAGACGAUAUUCGCUUAGAGAACGUACCGAAAAUCAAGACAUGGGUGGCGGGUUUUGGGAAAAUUGCUCCGUUGGUUUACAUUGGGCUCUAUCUGGUAUCCACUGUCUUUUUCCUUCCCGGUUCCCCAGUAACUGUGUUAGCGGGUUUCGUCUUCGGACCCUUGUGGGGUAUCUUUUACGCUUCCGUAGCUUCUAUUAUCUCUAUCUCCAUUGCUUUUCUCAUUGCCCGCUAUGUUGCCCGCGACCUCGUUGAAGGUUGGGUCAAAAACAAUGCGCAAUUCCGCAAGAUAGAUGAGCAGGUUGAAGAACAGGGAUGGCGUAUCUUGAUGUUUACACGCUUGGUCCCGAUUUUCCCAUUUAACCUUCAAAACUAUGCCUAUGGGCUAACCAGUAUUCGGUUCUCCACUUAUGUACUUGUCUCUGCUAUCUUUAUGUUGCCGGGGACAGCAGCGUUUGUCCAGCUCGGUGGCGCGUUUGUGAGUGGUGAGGGCAAUAUUUGGAAGACGCUACUCUAUCUUGGAAUAGCUGGCGUGCUAAUGCUCUUGCUAUCUUUGAUUCCGAGAUUGCUACAAAAAUAUCAAACGAAAUUGUAG